This is a messenger RNA of Ilex paraguariensis (yerba mate), 438 nucleotides long. Lineage: Eukaryota; Viridiplantae; Streptophyta; Magnoliopsida; Aquifoliales; Aquifoliaceae. The record is from the annotation of a GenBank genome assembly.
AUGGGUUCCAAGGCAUUUCUUUUUCUUGGCCUUUCAAUGGUUAUUGUUCUUCUCAUUACCUCAGAGGUGGCAGCUAGGGAGUUGGCUAAGACUUCCACUACCAAUGAAAACACUGACGAGACAAAUGGGGUAGAUGAUGCUAAGUAUCCUGGUGGCAGAUAUGGCGGCAAUCCAGGCGGAGGAUAUGGAGGAUACCCAGGUGGUGGAUAUGGAGGAAACCCUGGUGGAGGGUAUGGAGGGUACCCUGGUGGUGGCCGUGGUGGAUAUGGUGGCCGCGGUGGAUAUGGUGGCCGAGGUGGAAAUGGUGGCCGUGGGGGAGGAGGUAAUUGCUAUUAUGGUUGCUGUGGCCGAGGAUAUUAUGGAAGGGGUUGUGGACGGUGCUGCUCUUACGCUGGUGAGGCCAUGGAUGUGGAGACUGAAGCAAAGCCUCACAACUAA